AUGAGUAGUGGGGAUAGUCAGAAAAAAAUAAGUGAGCUCAUCCAACAGAUGGAGGUGAUAAAGAAUAAUCUAUCGCAAAUGACGACCAACCAGGUGAUUGCUGCAAAUCAUCAGGUCCAGGCUUCUAGUUACAAAAGCAGUCAUUAUACUCCAUAUAACCACGCCCAUGUAUACCGUGGUGGUAGGGGACGCGGAUAUAGGACAAGAUCAAGAGGUCAUUAUAGAGGUGGAUACAAGGGUCAUGCGAAUACUGCUCGCGGGUCUAAAGUGAGGAACAUGUCAUUAUUAAUUGAUAAUAACCAUGCGGAUAAACAUGAGUCCGAGGGGGCUAGUUCAACUGGUAAUCAAGGAUACGUAUCAACUGUCACAGGAAAUGCAAUGACGUUAGUUAACAAGGAGAUUUUUGAUAAGGAAUUGCAAGAUAGGUUAAAAAGGGCGAAAAUUAUUGAACUAAAAAAGAAGAUUCUAAAGAAGCAAAUCGAGAAUAAAGUUUUAUUAGCAGGUUUCAACAAGAAUAAAAGCAAAUAUGAUUAUUGUGAUUGGACUCACUUAUAUGGACCAAAAAGUGAAGCAACACUGUUAGGAUAUGGUUUAUAUGCGGUUGUUGGGAAUGGGAAGAAACUUGCACCUCUUUCCUUGGACCCGCGAAGUGAGGAAUUGGGGGCAAAAGUGGAAUAUAAUGGACAUGAAUAUAUAAGGUCUUCUGGUGGAGUGUUGGUAAACAUUUCAACUCCAAGUGAGCAAGAAUAUUGUCAUUAUUAUACUGCUGCAGGUGCUUGUCAAAGGUAUGCAGCGUGUCAGUUCAAGCAUUCAAAAGAUCAUGUGGCACUUUGUAGGAGAUUUAUCUCACACAAAUGCCCAGAAUCAGCAGCGAGUUGUCAGUUAUCUCAUACGCCAAACCAAUUCAAUUCCCCAACUUGCUUGUUCUUUUUGAACGGGUACUGUGCUAAGGGAGAUGAAUGUAUUUUUGGCCAUGUCAUGACAAAUCCAGAUGCCCAUAUUUGCAGGCCAUUCGCAUUGGGUGGAUGGUGUGAUCGUGGGUUGAGUUGCACUUACAAGCAUAUUUAUGAUUGCCCUGAUUUUGUGGAUUAUAAUGGAUGUUUAAAAGGUAAAGCAUGCAAAUUAAACCACCCAAAAAAGAGGAACGAUGAUUUAAAGGAUGAUAAAAUGAAUCAAAACAGAAAAAUUAAGAGUGAGGGGGAAAUCUCAGACAAGGUGGAUAUGAAGAAUAUAUCUGAAAUCUUGGAUUUUAGCUCGAGUGAUGAUGAAGAAGAAGAAGACGAUGAUGAUGAUGACAACGAAAGUGACGGUAGUGACGAUGGUGAAGAGAAAAAACGAGAGGAAUCAAGCCAAGAGAGAAUAGAACAAAAUGAAGAUAAAACUCUUGAGCUCAACCAGGAUUAUGUUCUGUUAUAG
Messenger RNA from Saccharomycopsis crataegensis, 1416 nucleotides. RefSeq lists its product as uncharacterized. Lineage: Eukaryota; Fungi; Ascomycota; Saccharomycetes; Ascoideales; Saccharomycopsidaceae. Gene Ontology annotation, cellular component: nucleus. Gene Ontology annotation, molecular function: metal ion binding. Bases 1 to 1416 code for a protein of 471 amino acids. The record is from RefSeq and is a predicted model, not a curated record. The transcript is spliced from 2 exons.